Messenger RNA from Callithrix jacchus (white-tufted-ear marmoset), 2972 nucleotides. RefSeq names its product tRNA methyltransferase 2B (gene TRMT2B). The record is from RefSeq and is a predicted model, not a curated record. Gene Ontology annotation, biological process: RNA processing. NCBI's taxonomy places the organism in Eukaryota, Metazoa, Chordata, Mammalia, Primates, Cebidae. Gene Ontology annotation, molecular function: RNA binding; tRNA (uracil(54)-C5)-methyltransferase activity, S-adenosyl methionine-dependent.
GAGGAGAGGAUAACUUGGAGAAAGAAGGUAGACGGCGGGUUUUAGGGCUGUGAGUACUUUUGAGGAAGGUCUCCACAUAAGAUUCGCGAGAGGAGUCGAGGUGGCGGGACUAGCCGCCCAGCCGAUGGUGGGAGGAGCCUCGCGUUCGGCCGCGCUUGGCGCUUGCCCCGGGUUGGCUGCGCGUGCGGCGGGAGUAGAGGCGCCCUGCGCACCAGGAAGUGACUCUUUCCCCGCCGCAGCAAGCCAGGCCAUCCCCUGGCCUUUUACUUUGCCGCCUCAGGUUUGAAAGAGGAUUUAUUGGUUACAAAGGAAGGUUGGAGAUGCUGAGGCAUGAAGAAAUCAAGUGAUUUCUUUGAAUCAGAGCCUAAGGAAAGGCAGUGACACACGUUGAACACUGGCUGUCUUAAGCACAGUCCUGAACAUGUCAUAUAUAUGAACUCUUUUAAUUCUCACCCAAACUGUGAAAGGCUGGCUGAUGUUGUGACACCACUCUGGAGGUUGAGCUAUGAAGAACAGCUCAAGGUUAAAUUUGAAGCUCAGAAGAAAAUUUUACAAAGACUAGAGUCUUACAUCCAAAUGCUCAAUGGAGUCGAUGUGACAACAGCUGUACCCAAAUCUGAGAGGCUCUCUUGUCUUCUCCAUCCUAUUAUACCCUCUCCUGUCAUCAAUGGUUACCGAAAUAAGUCCACCUUCUCUGUGAACCGAGGUCCAGAUGGCAAUCCAAAGACCGUGGGGUACUACCUGGGUACUUGGAGAGGUGGGAACAUUGUCUGUGUGCAGUCUAAUCAUCUGAAAAACAUCCCUGAGAAACAUAGUCAAGUGGCACAGUACUAUGAAAUAUUCCUUCGACAGUCUCCAAUGGAGCCCUGCCUUGUAUUUCAUGAAGGUGGAUACUGGCGUGAGCUCAUAGUCCGCACCAAUAGCCAAGGGCACACAAUGGCAAUCAUCACUUUGCAUCCCCAGAAAUUAAGUCAGGAGGAGCUCCGUGGUCAGAAGGAGAUUGUAAAGGAAUUUUUCAUCAAAGGUCCUGGAGCAGCCUGUGAUUUGACCUCACUUUACUUUCAGGAAAGUACCAUGACCCGUUGCAGCCAUCAGCAGUCCCCCUUUGAGCUUCUGUUUGGAGAACCCUACAUCUUUGAAGAACUUCUGAGCUUGAAGAUUCGCAUUUCUCCAGAUGCCUUUUUCCAGAUUAACACUGCUGGUGCAGAGAUGCUGUAUCGGACUGUUGGGGAGCUGGCUGGAGUGAACUCUGACACCAUCCUUCUUGACAUCUGCUGUGGAACUGGUGUGAUUGGUCUCUCUCUGGCUCAGCAUACAUCUCAGGUCCUCGGGAUUGAAUUGGUGGAGCAGGCAGUGGAGGAUGCAAGGUGGACUGCAGCUUACAAUGGUAUCACCAACUCUGAAUUUCACACUGGUCGAGCAGAGAAGAUUUUGCCAGGGCUUUUAAAGUCAAAGGAAGAUGGACAGUCAAUUGUUGCUGUGGUGAACCCAGCCCGUGCCGGACUGCAUUACAAGGUGGUUCAAGCCAUUCGAAACUGCAGGGCCAUCCGCAGGCUAGUUUUUGUUUCCUGCAAGCUCCACGGUGAAACCACAAGGAAUGUCAUUGAGCUGUGCUGUCCUCCAAACCCUGCUAAGAAGCUCUUAGGUGAGCCCUUUCUCCUGCAGCAAGCUGUACCUGUGGAUUUGUUCCCCCACACCCCACACUGUGAGCUGGUGCUCCUCUUCAGUCGAUGAGCAGCCUCCUAGAAGACUGCAGGCUAUUUGUUUAGGCUUAAGUUUCAGAAACUUUUAGGUUCGGCAUAUUGCUACAUUACAGACCCUGGGAGCAUUACAGUGGAAACCAAUCUUUGGUUUGUGAAUAGGAAGAAUGUAAUAGGCCUCUGGUCUGAGGUAGAUUUUUUUUUUUUUUUUUGAGAUGGAGUCUCGCUCUUGCCCAGGCUGAAGUGCAAUGGCAUGAUCUCGGCUCACUACAACCUCUACCUCCUGGAUUCAAGCAAUUCUCAUGCCUCAGCUUCCCCAGUAGCUAGAAUUACAAGCAUGUGCCACCAUGCCCAGCUAAUUUUUGUAUUUUUAGUAGAGACGGGUUUCACCAUGCUGGCCAGGCUGAUUUCAAACUCCUGACCUCAAGUGAUCCACCUGCCUUGACCUCCAAAAGUGCUGGGAUUACAGGCGUGAGCCACUGCACCCAGCUGAGGCAGACUUAACCUUAGUUUUCAGAUUCCCUUUCCAUCAUGCCUGUUUGCUUGGGUUUGACCACUCCCAAUUCCUGGAUCUGGACUGUUUCUUCCUAUUGCUGUCAGCCUUGGUUCUAAUUUAUAGUCUUAUCUCCUCCAUCUGAUUCUGCUUAUGGUGUGGUAACAAAUGAGCUUUUUUUAGCAGCUGGUAAUAAUUUUACAUUGACUGGGGUCUGUGUAUUUGCUCAGAUGCUACUAUUUUUAGAUAUUUCUAAGACUUCUGGAUUCAUGAGAUAGUCAAGGAUUAAAACCAGAAACAGUCGAGGUUUUUAAAAAGCAGAGUAAGCCAUGAAGUGAAUACAGGAUGACUGAGUGAUAAUAUGAGAUUAAUUCCUUUGGGUUUUCUUGGCUUUAAGGCCUCUCGAAUGCCCCUUGAAAAUGUAGUUAUCCCUGGUGUUGGGCACCUGUAAUCCCAGCUACUCAGGAAGCUGAGGCUGGAGAAUUGCUUGAACCUGGGAGGCAGAGGUUGCAGUGAGCUGAAAUCGUGCCACUGCACUCCAGCCUGGGUGACAGAGCGAGACUCCAUCUCAAAAAAAAAAAAGAAAAUGUAGUUAUCCCUAGGAGCAAUAGCACCAAUUAACUCAUUCAUGGAGGAAGAAUUGGUUAUUGGAGAGACCCUAAGGGAAAGGAGCUUUUCAAAGAGACUCAAUACCUGUAAUUGUGCUGUGUAGUGUGGAGGCAGAAAGCUCCAAAAUCUAAUAUGUAGCAUAAUAAAGUGGAUACUGAAAACUGACUCUA